Messenger RNA from Asparagus officinalis (garden asparagus), 699 nucleotides. RefSeq lists its product as uncharacterized. Lineage: Eukaryota; Viridiplantae; Streptophyta; Magnoliopsida; Asparagales; Asparagaceae. Bases 212 to 679 code for a protein of 155 amino acids. The record is from RefSeq and is a predicted model, not a curated record. The transcript has 6 exons.
GUAAAGCGGGGCAAUAACAUUCACGCGAAGCCAUUGUGACUCAGGCGAGCAACGAGAAAAAAAAACCCAUUAUCUACACUCCUAAUCGAAUUUCUCCAAACCGUAUUAAAUUCUCUGAAGCAUCAAACUUUCCCAAUCGAAGAUCUCGAGAUCUGGAAAUUAGGCUUAGAUCUCUGAACCCCAAGUUUUUUUAGGGUUAUUAUCUGAGAAAAUGGAUGGAAAGAAGAAGAAGAACAAGAAGAAGAGGGGAAAUAGCCAGAACAAGCUUGCGGAUGAUGUUCCGGCUAGUUCGCAGGAAGUUGCUAAUGCGGAGCAGGACAAUGGAUCUGCUCCUCAAUUGAAUCACAUCCCGAAGGUUCCGAGCACGACCGAUAUUCAGAGUGUUGGAGUUUCGGAAUCGGAUAUCGAGCUGGACAGGCACAAAGUUUAUGAAGAGAGAUUUGUCAAACUGCAAGUAGAAGUUAGACAACUGCACGAGGAGAAGAACCAGUGGCUUGAGAAAGGGGCUAGCUUGGAGGAUAAAAUCAAACAUUUACAAAAUGAUGUAGACUUCUGCAUAGAGAACAAGGUUGAUUUAGAGGAGAAACUUAAAAAUCUACGGAGAGGAAAUGAUUUGUUUAUGGAAAAAGAGGUACUUCUCAUUGUGCUCUUUAAUUCUUUUUCCGAUACGUUGAAGUAAGAAGCGUUGUUGUGGGAUCU